Messenger RNA from Hevea brasiliensis (rubber tree), 2177 nucleotides. Its product is annotated as E3 ubiquitin-protein ligase RZFP34. The transcript is spliced from 13 exons. Gene Ontology annotation, biological process: ubiquitin-dependent protein catabolic process; protein ubiquitination. Gene Ontology annotation, cellular component: nucleus. The coding region runs from base 659 to 1525 and encodes 288 amino acids. Gene Ontology annotation, molecular function: ubiquitin protein ligase activity; zinc ion binding. The record is from RefSeq and is a predicted model, not a curated record. NCBI's taxonomy places the organism in Eukaryota, Viridiplantae, Streptophyta, Magnoliopsida, Malpighiales, Euphorbiaceae.
UCUCAGUUUCCUAUAAAAGCCCCGCAUUUGCUCUUCUGCUUUCAAAGUUCAGACACUAACCUCAGCUUUUACGAUACCUAAAACCCAACAAACAAGUUUUUAUUUUUUUAAUAUUUCUCGGAAUUUGGUUUCUUGGCCGGAGCUUAAGCAACCUUAAUUUCCUGGUACGUAAAGUGCAGUUCCAUUUUCAUGCUGUGCCUCCCGCUUCUUUCACGCCAUCUUUUCCACCCUGGAAAUUUUGCCAUUCAGACGACGUCGUUUUGCUUAGCAGAGUAAAAAUAUCUUCUUUCCUCUCUCUAAUCAUUUUCUUAAGUGAGAAAAUCCAUUUUUCCCUGAGCAAUAAUUGAGGUAUGGGCGGCGGACGCUGUCGGUGUCGUGUCGCCUCGUCAUCAUCAUCUAUAGGAAAAUGGGGUUGACCUGACCUCUGGGUUUGCUGGUGGUUUCUUAGUGGUUAAUGAAGAUAAAAGAGAGAGAGACAAUAGGGGUUAAUGUGUAAUUGCAUUAUAUUUUUCGUUGGUGGGUUUUCUCCUUGCUUCCUCUGUCCCCAUGCCCAGGUCUCCUCCCGCACGCCCCACACAGAAUUUCGAUUUACCCGAUUAAUUUGGGUAAAAGACUGAAACUUGAGGAAUCUAGAUAGAUUCUGAAGAACCUCAAGAUCAUGGGCAGUUGUUUCGAGCUAGGGAUGUCAAAUCCUUGCCAUGAAGAUGCGUCUAAAUUGGAUAUGGGAAUUGGGCAUUUCGGUUGCUCGCACUAUAGAAGGAGAUGUAAGAUCAGAGCACCCUGUUGUGAUGAGAUAUUUGAUUGCAGGCAUUGCCAUAACGAAUUAAAGAACUCUAUGGAAGCGAAUCCCCUUGAUCGUCAUGACGUCCCUCGCCGCGAAUUGAAAAGGGUCAUAUGUUCCUUGUGUGGCACUGAACAAGAUGUUCAACAGCACUGCAUCCAGUGCGGGGUUUGCAUGGGGAAAUACUUUUGCUCCAAAUGCAACUUCUUUGAUGACGAUGUUUCUAAGCGGCAGUACCAUUGUGAUGAAUGUGGAAUCUGCAGAACUGGAGGGGAGGAGAAUUUCUUCCACUGUAAUAGAUGUGGAUGUUGCUAUUCAAUCUUAUUGAAGGAUUCACACAAUUGUGUGGAAAGAGCAAUGCAUCACAAUUGCCCUGUUUGCUUUGAGUUUCUAUUUGAUACAACGAAAGACAUUACUGUCUUACCUUGUGGACACACGAUUCAUUUGGAAUGUGUUAAAGAGAUGGAGCGGCAUUUCCAGUAUGCGUGUCCUGUUUGCUCAAAAUCAUAUUGUGAUAUGUCUCGUGUGUGGGAAAAACUAGAUCAAGAGGUUGCUUCAACACCUAUGCCUCAAAUGUAUCAAAAUAAGAUGGUUUGGAUUCUUUGCAAUGACUGUGGGGAAACAUCAGAAGUGAUUUUCCAUAUUGUAGCACAGAAGUGUCUAAGAUGCAAUUCAUACAAUACAAGACAGACACGAGGAGGUCCCACAUCUUGCACAUCAGGGUUUUCAGAGAUGGUGAGAUGAGUAGCUUCUGAUUAACAUUUAGUUCUUGAAGGCUCUGUUACAAUAAAAAAAAAAUGUCAUGAAAUAAGGAGAUUUCACUGUAGUCCAUGGAAGAGGAGCUGGAGUUUUAUUCUCCAGUCAAUCCAAAUUAUUCAUCUGUGUGUUACCUUGAGAAUCGUAAGCAUUGUAGUUUUUUUUUUUUUAACUGAGUAAGCAUUGUAGUUCAUUAGAUGAGGUUGAUCAAGUUUCUAGGGUAACCACUUUUUACCCGAACGUUGGAUAGUUGCCUUAUCUGAAUAGGCAAAUAUCCUCUGUUCAGAUAAGGCUUUGCUGAAAUGGGAAUGUGGCAAGUGAUGAUGUGUUUUGUCAUAUAGAGAAGGAUUGAUGUGAGGGAUAAUUUGCUAGGACAGUUGAAAGAUACAUCAGAUAUGCUGAUAAAGCCUGAUAUAUGGAAUCUUCUUUGCAAAAGGUGGAGGGAGAGAGAGAGAGAAUUGACGAUGGGAAAGGAAACAUAUAUCCAUGGAUUGGAGUGUACUGGGCCUCUUAUCCCUCUUUAUGAUGUCACUACAGUUAUGUAAAGAACUUGAAUACAUUGUUUCUUGGAUAGAAUCAAGUUCUUGGAAAUUUCAAUGAGAAAUAAAAAGAUGUUUACUUUAAAAUGAGGAUUAUUUUU